Messenger RNA from Panicum virgatum (switchgrass), 1664 nucleotides. RefSeq names its product phytochrome A-associated F-box protein-like. Bases 126 to 1247 code for a protein of 373 amino acids. The record is from RefSeq and is a predicted model, not a curated record. Gene Ontology annotation, molecular function: protein binding. The transcript has a single exon. Lineage: Eukaryota; Viridiplantae; Streptophyta; Magnoliopsida; Poales; Poaceae.
AAAAAAAUCCUCCACUAUCCGAAGUUCCGAACAACAUCCCCUUCCCCACCGAAAGCAAAGGAGAAAGCAAUAAAGCGGGCAUUAAACAUUCCGGCCUCCUCCCACCUCCGUGGAAUUUCCCAUCCAUGGGCGGGCACCAGGCGGAGGAGGGCGGGGGCUCGCGCCCUCCCAAGAGGGCGCCGCGCGCGGGGGCCGGGGUCGAGACGGCGUCGUCGCUGGCGGCGCUGGCGGACGACGUGCUGCUCCAGAUCCUGGGGCUGCUCGAGGGCGACCCGCGGGACUGGGCGCGGGCGUCGUGCGCGUCCCCGCGCCUCGCCGCGCUGCUCCGCGCCGCCUGCCUCCCGCCGCGCCUGUCGCGGGCGCUCCCCGCGGAGCUGCUCCCGGCGCCGGCCCCCGACGGGGCGCCCGCGGCCUGGGCGGCGCUGCACAAGCUCUCCGUCUGCUGCCCGGGGCUCCUCUGCGCCGGCGUGCUCCUCGAGCCCACCGACGAUUUCGGCCUCGAGCUCGACAUCGGGCCCGACAGCCACUUCCGCGCCCCCGCCCCGGCCGUCGCCGUCGAGGGGCUCGAGGCCACGGCCACGUCUCGCGACCGCACAGGCGACGUGGCACCGCUCGCGCACGGCGCCGGCCACACCAGCGACGCCGCCGCGUGGUCGCUCUACGACGACCUGUAUCUGGACGCGGCCUACGACUGCUCGCCCGAGCCGCAGAUCCCGCCCGCGGCCGCGGCCCCAGCGGCGAUCCGCGAGGUGGACGAAGCGACCGCCACCGCCGCCAACGCAUCCUGCGAGGGCGUCGCCCGGCGCGGCGUGGUGGCCGGGAGCCGUCGGCACCCGCGGCGGUGGCUGGGCACGGUGGGCGCGCACCUGGCGUCGGGGUCCUGGACGCUGAGCCGGGAGCAGGGGAACAAGCUCCUGGCCAGCCGCUUCCGCGGCGACCAGCUCUACCUCUGCGACUGGCCCGGGUGCGUGCACGCCGAGGAGCGCCGCAAGUACAUGGUCUUCCGCGGCGUGUUCCUCAACUUCGCCCGCUCCCAGGUGCGCCGCGCGCUCAGGGACACGCGCCGACCCACCGUCGCCGUCGACUGCGCCUUCUGCGGCAGCAAGGAGGCGUGGGACCUCUACUCCGCCUUCUGCCUCCGCAGCUUCCAUGGCUACCACGACGACGGUGAGCCCGUCGUGCGCGCCUACGUCUGCCAGAACGGCCACGUGGCUGGUGCCUGGACCGAGCGCCCGCUCUACUCCUGAUCCUGGCACCGCGUUCUCUGCAUGUAGUAAUUCGGCUUUCAUCGAGCUCUAGAUAUAUGAUGUAUGAUGUGUGUUAUGAUUAGAAUAAGAAUGCUAAGCGGUGGGUAGGUUUGCAGGGUAGUCGAUCGAUUAAAGAUUUGCAUAAAAGGAUUGUAAUCCUGAUGCCGAGAAUAGCUGCAAAUAAGAAUGGAAGUGCCUGUUUGAUUGGGUACUUCUAUCUUCUGAAAAUAACUUAAUGCUGAGUCUUAUGAUUGUAUAGUGGAAUUGCAUAACUCCGAUAUUAUGAAUGAACCUUUUUCGUCUCAGAAGGCCAGAACACCCGUUGUUCUUGUCCCCUUUGGUUUGUAGUUUGUAAUAUGUAUCAUGAGGGCUGCCUGUUACUGAGGAUCUCCAGAAUCCAUGCAUUCUUUUCAUCAA